Pecten maximus is the source of this 1350-nucleotide messenger RNA. RefSeq lists its product as uncharacterized. Gene Ontology annotation, molecular function: zinc ion binding. The transcript has a single exon. Lineage: Eukaryota; Metazoa; Mollusca; Bivalvia; Pectinida; Pectinidae. Bases 1 to 1350 code for a protein of 449 amino acids. The record is from RefSeq and is a predicted model, not a curated record.
AUGGCGGCGAAUUUUAUGAGCAAAGGUCAGGUCCCUUCCCGUGUCAAAGGUCAGGCAGUGUGUAUUCAUCACAAGGGGAGACAACUUGAGCUGUUCUGUGAGGAAUGUAGCGAACUCGCAUGUACACAAUGUUUGUCCAGCGUGCACAGGAGCCAUUCAAUAUGUGAGCUACGUGAUAUCAUGUCACAGAAGAAACAAGAAAUAAAAUACUUUAUAGACCAAGGAGAAAAUGUUGACCUUGUGCAAGCCGGUAAAUACAUCGCUUCCAUUCAACAAGAUAUCGAUGACAACGCUAGCACAUUUGAAAAGCUUUCAAAAGACCUGAAAAUUCAAACACAACAAUUAAUAGAAGACCUUGAGCUACAAACAUCGCAAACGCUGUCCCUCUACCGACAAAUGGAGGAAGAAAACUCCAGGCUACUUCAAACAUACAAACAGGACUUGGAAAGGUUCAACACUCAGCUUAAACAGCAGAUAGAUGAAUGCAAGACGGUGCUUCAACGUGGCUCACACGUGGAGAUAUAUGAUACUGCUCGUGAUAUUCAGGGUGGUGAUGUCUCAUUUCCUGUAAAACCAACUUUGAGUACCGCCAUCUUUCACCCACCUAGCAAUCCUGGCGAUCUGCAAGACGUCUGUGUGUAUAGACCAACAUCAGGAAAAGAUGAUGCCAAUGUGAAAGCCUACCCAGAUCGAGGAAAGUCAGUUGGACCACGUGAUUACAGAGGUUCAAAGGAUACACGACAUCGCUUUCAGCCGCCGGAGAAAAACACGGCAAUAGGACGAGGGUACGACUUCCUGCCUCAGAUGACCAGAACAGUCGGCUCGUGGCAGGCUCCAUGUCCCAUCAGCGGUCUAAGUCUUACUACGGAUGAUCAAAUCUGGACAAAAUAUAGUCACAGCUUAACUCUCCUGGACAGGGAAGGUAAAACUAAUCAAAUGAUCCAACAAAACGACUUUGUUUUCAUCAAUGACAUCAGUUUUUCAUCUCAAACCGACACGUUAUGGGUUUGUAACAGGUACAACGUCAUGGAGCUUGUUUCAGGACGACUUUCACACAGGUUCAGCACAGCCAGAGAGCCAAAGUGUCUCUGUAUCACCGCAAAUAUCAAAGUCAUUGUGGGGAUGACAGAACAAAUCACCAAACUCACCGUAAGAGGUGAAGUCAUUGCUUCAAUAUCUGAAGAAUCCGGGAAACCUGUCGUACGUUCACCACAGAGGAUUGCGGAGUGUCCGAUCACCCAACACAUCGCAAUAGUUGACUGGGAUUUAAAAAGUGACGGGGGCGAUGGGAAAAAGCAAGGUUGUUGUCAUGGACAUAGGUCUGAAGAAACUUUUUACUUUCAAUGGUAA